This is a messenger RNA of Suillus discolor, 1111 nucleotides long. RefSeq lists its product as uncharacterized. The coding region runs from base 54 to 692 and encodes 212 amino acids. The record is from RefSeq and is a predicted model, not a curated record. NCBI's taxonomy places the organism in Eukaryota, Fungi, Basidiomycota, Agaricomycetes, Boletales, Suillaceae. The transcript has a single exon.
UUAUAUAAAAACCACCUCAAUAAAAUGUACGCCCAUCCACCACCAUCAUCGCCAUGUCCUUUUCUCGUCGUUCUCAAUCUCCUCCUCCUCCGAUGCCUUCCCCUGAGCUCGUACCAACUCCUUUACCCUCACCACCCCCCAUUCAUCGAAUCUCUCGUUUGACCAUUCCUGCAAACAAUUCCCCUCCAAUUCCCCCUCGCCUUAUAGGCUCGCCACUUUUGCAGAAUACUCUAAACGCGUCCAGGUCAUAUGACCGCUUAGACAGAAAGGCAAAGGAGGGUCUCUUUGGUGAAGACGAUGAUUUCGGCGCUCGUAAACGUGCUUUGGGAAGGAGAAGUAACUCAUCAUUAUCAUCACUCCCUAUUUCAUCAUCCAACUCUCCUUCUCCAACUCGCACUACAAGGUGCAGCUUCGGUCAUUCAUUAACCCGUUAUCGCUCCCCGCCACCUAGCCCUACCAUCGCGUCUCCGCCACCGCCAGUUCCUCCUAUCCCAACAUUCAUGCUCAGCCCGACCGACAAGAGGUCCGUCGUGCGGUCAAUACCUAAUAAACGAGCCACUGCUCCCGCACACCUCCCUGUCUUUGACCUCUCCAGGUCACGCUGUGAAUCAUCUCCUCAGGCUCCUGGCGCAGUCACCUGCAUGCAGUUUUUCACCAUGCAUAAUACUCCUCGCAGAGACUGCCGAGUCUGACCGUGCACGACGCAUGACCGCAUCACCGAGCUUCUAUCUUGAUGAACCUUAAAUAAGGCUGCACCAGCUGCGUCUUGUGCCAUCAUUGUACACACAACUUAACAUCAUUGGGACGACACCGCUUGCCAACGACCUUCCUUGCACAUAUCCGUAUAUUCUUUCUUUAAUAUUUAUUCUUCUUUUAUGCUCACCACCCGCGCCUUAAUGCGCCCGAUGCACCUUUUUCGUUCUUUCUAGUAUACAGCCCCACGCUCACUUUUGUAAUACUCACAAAACGUACUUACUAUACGCUCAUCAGUACCACUCACUACAACCAGUACCAUAAUAUGUUCUCGACCGUGUUCCAACACUCGUAAUGCUUACUGCUACAAAUAUCAAACUGUGUUUGAAGUUCCCCUAAUCCGAAGGUCUCGGGAAAC